AUUAAAGUGUGUGUGUGUGUGUGUGUUUGUGAAUAAACAAAAUGCACUGGUAACACAUUUAUGGCAUAUUAAAUGACUAGUUACUGUUUAUUUGGGGAUGUUGGGGAUGGGUGGAUGGAAUCUCACAUAAUGUUUCCCCCACCUGGAGGAGGCAUAAAAGCUCUUGCAUUUUUUUUUUUUAGAUGUGACACAGUAUCAGUAUCACUAUUUAUUGUUAAAAUAAGUUUCAGCCCCAUGUUGCAUUGACCGCAUAGUCAGGGGGUAUAUUGGGAUGUGUAGUCCUUAAAUGUCAGAGUGCAGAAAUACUCAUGAGGUCAUGUUACAGUAUGUGAGGCAGCUGCAGCUGCUGUCUUCAGUUGCUGUAGUUAAGGGUGGGGUGGUUGAGUUAACCACUCAAACAAACAUGCAUAAAAAAAGUUGUAUGUUACACUGUUCCAGCCUCAAUCUAUAUUUUAAAGAAUAAUCACACACUUAGUAUAUAGCACAUACAAUGUACUUGUAUAUGUGCUGAAGCAUUUUAGACAAUUGGGGCUUUCUAUUUUGUUUCCAUGUCUUGCUGAUUCCCCAAAUGCCCCGUGUCCUCUUACAGCUGUACUUAUUUAUAUCUGUGAGAUGUGUGAGUAGGUGGUAUGAGUCAGGCUGGUGGUCCUCUGGCAGGACAGAUCUUGGUCUAUGCAUCAGCCAGUCUUUCUCUCAAAGUCUCACAGGGUGGCAAACCUCCGACUUAGUUGGAUAAAUGUGUGGUUGAGGACUUAUUCUUCUCUUAUUUCUAAACCUCAGUGGUUGUUUUGAGUGUUUGUAAGAGUCUGCUGGAAAUGGAGAAGAAUAGAGACGUGGUACUGGGCAUUGAGGAUGAAUCUGGUCAGCCGGUAUCUGCACUAUCCAUCCUAUCUCUACUGGAACGUGUCUCCACUAUCAUUGAUGGUGUGCAGGCCAGCCAGCAAAGAAUGGAAGAACGCCAACAUCAGCUUGAGACAUCUGUUGCUACAGUCCAAUCGGAGCUGCUCAAACUGGUCCAGAAUCAUGGUGCCACAGCAACUACCGUGGACAAGCUGCUGCAGAAGGCCCGGCGUGUGAGUGCUCAUGUGAAGGAGGUGCGUUCACGUGUGGAGAAGCAGAAUGUCCGUGUAAAGAAAGUGGAGACUACACAAGAUGAACUUCUCACCAGGAACAAGUUCAGAGUGGUCAUCUACCAGGGUCAGGCUGAAGUUCCAUCAGUUGCUGUGACAAAAACCCCUAAGGAUGCAGGGUUGGCCAAUGUUGAGGUGGAGCCUGAUGAGUAUGAAAUCCCUGCAGACCUUUCAUCUGAUGAGGAGUAUAUGGUGGUGGAAGAGGCAGAGUCGUCAAGGGCAGCACGGCUGAGGCAGACAGGCCUGAAAGGGAUAGACAACAUCCGAGCGGCUUUCUCCAAGGAGAACAUGAAUAAGACUAAGGAGAGCCUAAGCAAGACAAGCCAGAAUUUGGGCACCAAGAUCAACACCCUGGGUGAGAAGAUCAUGCCUCUUGAGCAGCGGGAGAAGAUGCGUCAGAGUGGUGAGAGGCUGAAAGAGAAUAUUGCCAAGAAAGCUCCCAACAAAGAGUCCUUCCGCAUCAAACUCAAGAAAGAACGAGCUGUUGCUGAGGGCCAGGAGGGGGCUGAGGCAGAGCCUGCUGUGACUCCACCAAAAGGCAGGAAGACCAGCCCAGAAGUCACCUAUACCGAGGUUGUUACAGAAUUCAAACGGGAAGGGCCUGUGUCUGAAGAACAAGCCACUCGUAUUCCAGAGGAAGGAAAGAGUGGGUUGGCCAUAGAAACACCAGAGAAGUGAAGAAAAUAUUGGAGAGGGUGAGAGAAAAAUAUAAAGCACUAAAUAAAAAGCAUAAGAAAGUAUAUUAGAUAUAAUAAAUAAUAGAACACAGUGUGCAAAUAAAAUUUAAAACAAUCACAGCUGAGACUUCAGUCUAAUUACCAGAAUGGCAAAGCUACUCAAUGAGUAAUAAGUACUCGGUGACAUUAAGAGUGAGAUACAUGCCAUUACAGCUGUCUGUGCAUCAAUUCCGUGUUUAGAUGUAACGUUGGAAAACUGCACAAUUGAUCAGCUGCACAACUUAUUAAUUAAAAAGACAAAUAGGGAGUAUGUACUUAUAGAUUAUAUUAGCUAAAGUAGAAAAA
This is a messenger RNA of Hemibagrus wyckioides, 2152 nucleotides long. It is a transcript of the gene cavin4a, whose product is annotated as caveolae associated protein 4a. Gene Ontology annotation, cellular component: caveola; cytoplasm. The coding region runs from base 816 to 1808 and encodes 330 amino acids. Lineage: Eukaryota; Metazoa; Chordata; Actinopteri; Siluriformes; Bagridae. The record is from RefSeq and is a predicted model, not a curated record. Gene Ontology annotation, biological process: regulation of gene expression. The transcript has 2 exons.